AUGACAUACUCGGAGUAUUCUGUUGAAGAUGAAAUCUUCACCUUCUUUAGGAAAACGUCGGCCUGUCGCUCAGAAUGCGAUGCGCGCGCAGAGGAGUUAGUUGGCGGCACGGCAACCACCAUCGACGUGCAAGGAAACUGCAGCUACUCUGUUUACGCUGGGCCAUGUCUCGAGCACGUUGUCCAAUUCCGACUGAAGUCUUUGAAGCUUGAUAUGAGGACUGCUGCUCUUGCGAGACAUGUGUACGGAUCCUACGCUCCCAUAGACUCGUUCGAGGGCCAAGUGGGUGACGACGAGUCGAAAGAGAAUGAACCUCUCUACGUCUACGUUAUGAAGUGA
Molecule: messenger RNA, 339 nt
Organism: Metarhizium acridum CQMa 102
Lineage: Eukaryota; Fungi; Ascomycota; Sordariomycetes; Hypocreales; Clavicipitaceae
Source: RefSeq, a predicted model, not a curated record